UGAAGGCACCAGUGGCACCACGCAUUGAAUAAAGAACUAAAAAUAUCCAAGUGGAAACCGGCGCGAAAACUUAGUAUAUCGCUAGAGGUGAUAUUGAUUGCAUGUGUGUUGUACUUCUGACUUUUAAAACGGAAUUAUUUCACUACUAUAUAAUUCCUAAAUGAGUGAUAUCCACGACGACCCAUCUAAACUUGGUGACAUGGAGACGGAAAGACCCGAAUCGGUAGCUUUAUCAGUAUCCGUGAUUUCUGAUGACAGCAAGCAAGAUGAACAGUUAAAAAAGAAAAGGAAGAGCAAGAAAAAGCCUGAUGCCUAUAAAUCUAGGAAAAGAUCACGGUCUACGAAACCUGCUGCCAAGUCAGAGGAGUAUGAAGUAGAAAUGAUCAUUGACCACAAAACUGAUGAAGAGGGUCAUGAGUUUUACCUGGUUCACUGGAAAGGGUGGUCUGAUGAUGAUGAUUCUUGGGUUCCUGUGGAAGAUUGUGAAUGCCCUGCACUAAUUGCUGAAUUUUAUCAGCGUAAUCCUGAUAAGAACCCGAAUGCUGUUGAAAAUAAAGAGAAAAAUACUGCUGAAUCUGCUCAACUUCAAAGUUACAUUGAAGGAAUUCUGAAACCAGCAAAUGAAGAUAUUGAUCUAGCCAUCCAGCUUGUGUGUAGUGCAACAGAUAGACAUAAACUAAAUGGGUUUAAAAUCCAUUUUUCAAAUGAAGAAAUCAACAAAUAUGCAUUCAUGGUGUACAGAAAGAAACAGAAACUGUUACAGAUGGAGAAGAACUUGAUGAUGCAGCUGCUUACCAGAGAUUUCCGCCAACGACGAGUUGAUCAACUCGUACGCUUGAAAGAAUGGGAAGACGAAAUCAACGAAGCCACACAGGGAAAACCCCCAGUCAAGAUAGAAAACAACGUCGAUUUGGAUGAACCUCCUGUCGGCUUCACUUAUGUUACUCAAUGCAAGGCUGGUGAUGGCGUAGUCAUUCCUGACGAUCCUGUUAUUGGAUGUGAAUGUCUCGAUUGUAUCGAUGGAAGAAAGACUUGCUGUGGUCCAAUGUCUGGAACACAGUCGGCGUACACCAAAGCAGGUCGUCUUAAGGUCCCUGUAGGCACGCCCAUUUAUGAAUGUAAUAGUCGGUGCAAGUGUGGACCAGAGUGUCCAAAUAGAGUAGUUCAACGGGGAUCAAAGUUGAAACUCUGCAUUUUUCGCACUAGCAACGGCUGUGGAUGGGGUGUUAAAACACUCGAAACAAUCCGCAAAAAUAGUUUCGUUAUUGAGUAUGUCGGCGAAAUUAUUACUAACGAAGAAGCUGAGAAGCGUGGAGUUCAGUAUGAUUCUGAAGGAAGAACAUAUCUUUUUGACUUGGAUUUCAAUGAUAUUGAUUGCGUAUACUCAGUCGAUGCUGCUCAUCAGGGCAAUGUUGCACAUUUUAUCAAUCAUUCGUGUGAUCCAAAUUUAGCCGUUUUCGCUAUGUGGGCAAAUUGCAUGGACCCCAAUAUGCCCCGACUUGCACUCUUUGCCCAAAGAGACAUUCAUGUCGGAGAAGAACUUACGUUUGACUAUGCAUCGUCCAAGACGGAAAACCCUCAGGAAAAAACUGCUGCAAACUCAGUUGCCAAAGAAGUCACAGUAAAAAAUGAAUGUCGCUGCGGGGCAGCCAAUUGCCGAAAGAUUAUGUUUUCACUGCCCGAAAACCAAGUAAUUGCCCCAUUUCUUAAGGUAGAUUGAGCACCUGUGUAGUCUUACACGUAACUGCAAGCUCUUUAUCUUCGGUUCCUUAUUUUUCUGCCUCAAUGGAAUUGGAGGAGAUGCCAAUAAUCUUUUAUCUCAAUUAACAUUUCUUACCAAGUUUUUUUUUGCACAAUUUUUUUCCUGGUUCUUCCCAAAAACUAGAAUUCACGCUUUCUCCAAAUCUAUUCUUGGCUCCCAAGUGCGUGUGAUGAAACGUGUUUAUGAAAUGGUGUCAAUUUCCUUGCUGAAAAAUUUUUGAACUGUAAGGAUUGAGAUAACUAGUAUUAAGUGUAUUCGUAUGCCGACUCCAAUAAAAAUAAAAGCAGAUGAUCAGA
Daphnia pulicaria is the source of this 2058-nucleotide messenger RNA. Its product is annotated as histone-lysine N-methyltransferase SUV39H2-like. The transcript has 10 exons. Gene Ontology annotation, cellular component: nucleus. Lineage: Eukaryota; Metazoa; Arthropoda; Branchiopoda; Diplostraca; Daphniidae. Gene Ontology annotation, molecular function: zinc ion binding; histone H3K9 methyltransferase activity; protein binding. The record is from RefSeq and is a predicted model, not a curated record. The coding region runs from base 161 to 1720 and encodes 519 amino acids.